Messenger RNA from Closterium sp. Naga37s-1, 3039 nucleotides. The record is from the annotation of a GenBank genome assembly. Lineage: Eukaryota; Viridiplantae; Streptophyta; Zygnematophyceae; Desmidiales; Closteriaceae.
AUGGCUGCAGUAUCGCCGGCCGAACAGCUGUCAGACGAUCUUCUCUCCGCUAUCCUCCAUCGCGUCGGCCGAUCCGGUCAGUUCCAGCACGCGCUUGUGUGCAAGAAAUGGCAUCGCAUCGCCCGUAGCGUGCACGACCACAUCCAGAUUCGCGAAGAGCGUCGCAUGCGUCCUCGCGAGCUGCUCGCACUACUCUCGUCAUUCCCAAGGCUCCGAAAGCUCGUCCUCGCCGUCGGCAGCAUCACAUCCGUCCCUGACUCCCUCCUCUCGGGGAUUGCCGACACGUGUCCAGAUCUGACAGACCUCCACGUCGAUUCGAUGGAACGAGAGUGCCGGCAGGGGGGGUUCACUGAGAACGCACUCUCGGAUUUCCUGGAGAAGUGCACGCGGCUGGAGGGACUUCAUCUUCAUUGUCAGUCGAAUCUGACCGCCAUUCCCGCGUCAAUCGGCGGCCUUUCGUCACUCAAGAGCCUGCACAUCACCGACAGGGGGGGGAUCGCUCGCCUUCCAGACGCGUUCACCUCGUUACAGGCACUCGCGCAUCUCGUGAUUGAAAUGCGCAGCCUGGUCGAACUGCCUCAGGGCUUCGGCAAUCUGAGUCGGCUCAAGACGCUCCGCCUGAACGACUGCAUGCAUCUCACUUCCAUUCCCGAUUCUUUGGGGCAGCUUACUGGCUUGAUGCAACUUUCCUUCAGCGGGUUCGAGAGGCUUCAGCUGCCCGAAUCCAUUUCCAAUCUUUCAUCGCUACUGACCUUCGAAAUUUUCAACGGCCUCAUCCUUUCACCGCUGCCCGAGGGGUUAGGGAACCUGCCGGCGCUUGAAACCCUACGUUUGGAGGAUGUGGGGGGGAGCACAGAUCUGCCCGAGAGUAUCGGGCAGCUGCUUUCCUUAACGGACCUUAUCCUCGUGUGCCGAACACUCCAGCAUCUGCCUCACGACCUCGCUCGUCUGCCACGCCUACGCGCGCUCAAGCUAUACGUUGGAACUGCCGUGCACCUGCGUCCCUCCACAUACCUUGCCACUACACUCAAAGACCUCACGAUUGACAACUCUGCAACUCUACAUUCUCUGCCCGAGGAAUUCGGGCAGUUGACUGCCCUAGAGGCCCUGCGCCUGGUUGACCUUUCUGAGCUCCACAGCCUGCCCGCGUCGCUUGGCAGCUUGAGGAGCCUCAAGGAGCUGAAAAUAUCCCAUUGUGCGGCGCUGGCACAGCUUCCAGACGGCCUGAGCCUGCUGUCUUCUCUCGAGCUGCUGGACAUCAGUCACUGCUGCAAGCUGGCAGCACUACCGCAGGGCAUGGGGGAUGGCCUGCAUCGCCUGCGCAGACUGAUUCUGGUCCAAUGCACAGCUGUCGCCCACCUCCCUCCAUCCUUCUCUGGCCUCUCCUCACUCGAAACCCUAGAAAUCAGUGACGCAACCAGCCUAGGCACGCUACCAGACGUGUUUUCCCACUUGACAAACCUUAAGGAGCUCUCUUUUUACUGCUUGCCGCACCUGUCCGCCCUGCCUCCCUCCCUCCCUGCCAUCGGCCGUUCUCUCACCAAGCUCGAGCUGCUCGAUUGCCCGCAAAUCACAGCGCUGCCGGAGGAAAUCGGACGGCUGGGAGCGCUUGAAAGACUCACGCUCUACAGUCUACCCAACCUGAAGUCGCUCCCUCGCUCACUGUGUCAGCUGCUGCAUUUGAAAAAACUGCAAUUGAAAUACUGCAACGCGCUGCAGUCACUGUUUGGGGAGGAAGACCAGGGAGCCGCAUCACAUGGCCGUGGGGCGGGAACCACCCGCCUCGAGGUACCUGGUCACACGGGUAGCAGCAGUGCCGCUGACAGCUGUUUGGGAUCCGAGGAGAGUGGCACGGAUGACUUCUGGAAGCUCUCUGCUUUGAAAGAACUCUUGCUCUCGUCACUGCCCAAACUCCGCAGCCUGCCCGAAUCUUUUGCCCAGCUGCCCGCGCUGGAGAAGUUGGAACUGUUCGACUGCAAGCGGCUGACUCAAUUAUCCUCGGGCCUUGGGCAGAUGCGGAAGCUGCAGGGAUGCAUUGUCUCUAGCUUCCACCGGCGGGAGCCAAAUUUAAGGUCCGUGAUUCACGCAGCGAACCUGGACGAGGGAGAGCGCGUGGUGGAUGACUCACAGGUUGGGGAGGAGGAGGAGGAAGAGGAUGACUCGGAGGGAGAAGAUGACUCAGAGGACGAGGAUGAGGAGGGCGAGGAUGAGGAGGAGGGGGAGGAUGAGGAGGAGGGGGAGGAUGAGGAGGGAGAAGAUGAGGAGGAGGGGGAGGAGGAGGAGGGCGAGGAUGAGGAGGAGGGGGAGGAGGAGGAGGGGGGGGAGGAUGAAGGGGAAGGCGGGACAGCGGAGGAGGAUGAGGGACGUGAAGGCGAAAGGAGUGAAAGGGAGGGGAGAGAGGGGAACGAAGGCGAGGGGAGCGAAGGGGAGGGGAGCGAAGGGGACGGGGAUGAAGGGGAGGGGAACAAAAGGGAGGGGAGAGAAGGGGAGGGGAGCAAAGGGGAGGGGAACGAAGGGAUUGGGGGCGAGAGGGAGGGGAGCAAAGGGGAGGUGAUCGAACGGGAGGGGAACGAAGCGGAGGGGAACGAAGGGGAAGGGAACGAAGGAGAGGGGACCGAAGGGGAGGGGAACGAUAGGGAGCGGAGCGAAGGGCCCGCGCGCGCCUGCUGUCCGCGCGCCCUGCUGCCCGCGUCGCCUGCUGCCCGCGCGCCCUGCUGCCCGCGUCGCCUGCUGCCCGCGCGUGCCCUGCUGCCAACGCGCCCUGCUACCCUGCGCCCUGCGUACGCCCUGCGGCCCACGCGCCCUGCACGCCCUGCUGCCCAGUGCCCCGCGCGCCCUGCUGCCCGCGCGCCCUGCAGCCCAUACGCGCCUGCUGCCCGCGCGCCAUGCAUCCCGCGUCGCCUGCUGCCCGCGCGUGCCCUACUGCCAGCUCGCCCUGCUGCCCUGCGCCCUGCGCGCCCUGCUGCUCCGCGCCCCGCGCGCCCUGCGCACCUUGCUGCCUCGCACCCCGCACGCCCUGCUUCCCGCGCGCUGCCCUAG